ACUGAACUGCACGGAAUUUGGUAGAAAAUUUUUAAAUUGCGAAAUGGACUUGACAGGAAAAAAUGUGGUUUACCUUGGCGGAUUCGGUGGCAUAGGCAAAGAUUGUAUACAAGAACUGCUCAAGAAGCAAAUAAAUGGUCUGGCCAUUUUUGACUUGAUUGUGGACGACGAACUUUUGGCGGAGUGGAAAGAGCAGAAUUCUAAAACUGAAGUCUUCUACCAAAAAGUGGACAUCACUCAGAAAUCGGAUAUAGAUGCUGCCUAUAAAGCGGCCGCAGAAAAACUUGGUCACUUUGAUGUGGUGGUCAACGGAAUUGGCCUUUUGGAUGAUCGUCUGAUUGAACUGACCGUUCAAAUUAAUCUGAUGGGUGUUAUUAACAGCACUUUGACGGCACUGGAGUACAUGGACAAGUCCAAAGGUGGUAGAGGUGGACUCAUAGUGAACAUUUCCUCGGUGGCCGGACUCCAACCCACGCCUUUGAUGGCCAUUUACUCAACUUCCAAAACUGGUGUCACCACAUUUACCAGGGCCAUGUCUAGUCCCAUCUAUUUCGCUCACUCCGGUGUGGGCUUCAUUACCAUCUGUCCAGGCUAUACGGAUACCGGGAUUCUUAAGGAUAUUGACAAGAAAACGACAUUCCCAUUUUGUGAGACUCGAAUGCGGACCGUCUUCAGCAAGGUGAAACGGCAGACGGUGGAGGUUUGCGCUCGGAAUACAGUCCACGCCAUCGAGACGGCCAAGAAUGGAGCAGUUCUUAUGCUGGAACUGGGUGAGAUCCACGAAUUGGACAUACCAAACCUUUGGAAUCCCCAGCUAGAUGAUUGAAUAUUCGUCUG
Messenger RNA from Drosophila teissieri, 837 nucleotides. Its product is annotated as alcohol dehydrogenase 1. Gene Ontology annotation, biological process: alcohol metabolic process. Lineage: Eukaryota; Metazoa; Arthropoda; Insecta; Diptera; Drosophilidae. The record is from RefSeq and is a predicted model, not a curated record. Gene Ontology annotation, cellular component: cytoplasm. The transcript is spliced from 4 exons. Gene Ontology annotation, molecular function: alcohol dehydrogenase (NAD+) activity. Bases 44 to 826 code for a protein of 260 amino acids.